AUCCUUUUGAAGGUCCUUUAGUCUGGCUGGCAGUACAUGAAGAUGGAAUAAGUGUGCUGGAAUAUAACACUAUGAGGUUGCUGUUGACAUACACACACAGGAGUCUAAUGACCUUCGGAGGUUAUCAUGAUGACUUUAUGCUGGUGGUUAACACGCAGACAAAGGACAAGCCAACUGAAAAACUUCUGUUUGCUAUGGCGAAAGUGAAGAUUUUGGAGAUAACUCUGCUGAUUGUCAGCUACAUCAAUACGAUUCAACAGCAGAAGAUGGCCACUCACCACAUGUCUGCCCCUGCCCUUCUCUCUGCCCAAGCUGAAGAGCCGAAGACCAAACAAUUGGAAAGC
This is a messenger RNA of Staurois parvus, 344 nucleotides long. The record is from the annotation of a GenBank genome assembly. Lineage: Eukaryota; Metazoa; Chordata; Amphibia; Anura; Ranidae.